AUGGAUCCCCCAGGAGAUGAUAUCCCACCAGCCACCAACAGAGGAGACAGGGAAACAGAACCGCCGGCCCUAAAUCUGUUUCCCCCAGGCAGUGAAGAAGGAGAAACCAGUGAUUCUCAGGCGAUAAGGCAGACGGCACCUCCAAUUACCGGAACGCCAAAUGAAGAGCCAAUCAGCAGUCAGGCGAUGUUCAAAGCUUUCCUGGAGAUCACCAGUUUACUCAAAGACAUCAAAAAGACAGUAUCGCUGCAAUCGCAAGAGCCCGAAUCAACAAAAUUAUCCGCAGAGAAGUCGACGUCAUCCUUAGAUAAGGGAAAGGAACCGCUCGGACUAGAAAAGACGCCGGACAACUCUACCCAGAAACAAAACGCCCCCAUAACAAUCCCGGACGAGGAACGGUGGAUGGAAGAACAACACGCUCCCAAGGAUAGAGAAGAACGUCUGGAGGAAAAAGUACGUCAGGUCAUGAGCAGGCUCGGGAUAAGAUGCGAAGACGUAGAUAUCUCCCUUCGGAGUGAUUCACCCCUUGCAGAUUUCAUCAUCUCUCACGAGUUCCCUGCUAAAUUCAAAUAUCCUCCGAAUUUGGAAUCUUAUGAUGGGACCGGUUGCCCCAAGAGCCAUGUGCAUAAAUUCCAAGCAGUAAUCAAUGUUCAGAGAAACCUGGAUCAUGUAUUGUGCAAACUUUUUCCCACUACCCUAAAAGGUCUGGCACAGGAAUGGUACCAAAGCUUGAAGCCGGGCUCGAUACAAACAUUCAAGCAAUUCUCAGGGUUAUUUCAGGCCAGAUUCGUAGCAUGCAUCCCUCAAAAGAAGUUGUCCACGGACCUGCUAGCCAUCAUGCAAAGAGACGGAGAGACACUCAGGAAAUAUGUAGAAAGGUUCAACAAGGAGGCGAUGCAGAUAGAAGAACUGAGUCAGGAGAUCGCCUAUACAGCAUUACUCAACGGGACCACUAAUUCAGACCUGAGAAAAGAGUUGCUGGCUAAAUCACCAAAAUAG
Messenger RNA from Mercurialis annua (annual mercury), 999 nucleotides. RefSeq lists its product as uncharacterized. The transcript has a single exon. NCBI's taxonomy places the organism in Eukaryota, Viridiplantae, Streptophyta, Magnoliopsida, Malpighiales, Euphorbiaceae. The record is from RefSeq and is a predicted model, not a curated record. Bases 1 to 999 code for a protein of 332 amino acids.